GGUUGUGUGGAGCACGCGUUGAACGUGUAGGGAGUUUUUAAUGGUGCAUAUAGCAUGAGUUUGAGUUUGAAGUCACGAAGGGAUAGCAGCAGUAUGAGUUUGAAAAGCAGAAGUGAUACCUCGAGCCUAAGGAGCCGAUCUAGCAAAUGUGCAGAGCCCAGCAGUAUCAAAUGUGUCAUCGUCGGCGAUGCAGCCAUCGGAAAAACAUGCCUGUCGUCGAAGUUCGCUACGGGAAAAUACCACAGUGAAUAUAACCCUACAACGUUCGACAAUUUCGUCGUGACGUUACCGGGCCCCUCCUCCAGUUAUGUGCUUAGCAUCUUCGACACAGCCGGACAGGAAUCUUUCGACCGCCUCCGUGUUUUAUCCUACGUUGGAUGUAAAGUUUUUAUUGUGUGUUUUUCUGUCGUCUCGCCAAAAUCUUUUAAAAGUGUUGAAGCGAACUGGAUAGAAGAAAUUAACCAUUACAUGCCAAGGACACCUUUCAUUUUGGUGGGCACUCGCUCGGACUUACGGAGGGCCGUCCGACAGAGAGGCGCUGCUGUGGUCUCUAAGGAACAAGGAUUUCAAUUGGCCGACCGGAUUGGGGCGGAAUGUUAUGUAGAGUGUUCGGCACUUUCCGGAGAAGGGCUACGAGACGUGUUCGUGAACGCCAUGGAAGUGGCACUGAAGUCGACAUCGGACAUUUCGGAUGAAGACUCGACGUGUGGUUGCCGAUGCAGCAUUGUGUGACUUAUCACCAAAUCUACCUGAAUUUGCAGGUGCACACAGAUUUCUAGUCAGAGGUUUUUGGGGCCCAAAACUCCCUAAAGGCAAACGUGGAAAGAAAACCCGUGAAGAGUCUUACAGGGAAUAUUUUCAGGACAGGCCGAAUUUGGUGCUGAUGAAGGCGAUCAGCGAAUCUAGUUCACAGUUCCGCUCUGAAUCGGAACAUGCAGAAAUGGUCUUAAAAUGCCAGUGUCUUUCACAUAAGUAUAAGGCUGUCAUGAUCCAGAUUUGAUGGACCUGUGUAUCUGAGUCAUCAUCACACAUGCACUGUGAUUUCUAUACUGUACAUGUUUAUAUUUAUGGAGGAAAUGAUUAAUAUAUUGCUGAUAUGUAUUGAAGAUGACGAUCCAGGCCAGGUCAGGAACCCACCGAUCAUUUCUCGCAAGACCCGACUGGAGAAGCAAUUUCCUCCAGGGUAGAGACAACACCACUUUAAGCAGAACGGGAUGAGGUGGACUCACUGCGGUUUGUGAAAGGUUUAAAAGCUAACGGGGAUGUUUUCCUGAAAAAGCCCCUAAAAUCCGCAGUUAGCGGGGCUGUUUUAACGUCUACUCUUGCCCAGAGCCUUGUCAUAUGUGCAUGGGUAGGCCACGGCGAAAAGGAUUCAGGAAUUGCCUAUAGGUGAAACAUUUUUAUACGAUCGGUGAGGGAUAGACCAAGUGAUGAUAUAACUAACAUGUCCUGUAUUACCCAUCAGUCUAUGGGGUUCGCUGGAAUUCAUAUGUCAAGGCCGUUCCAAGUCACAGCGGUUCAGCGUCACAUUCCAAUCAGACACUAUGCAAACUCAUCAGCGUUUUAUCGCUGGAAAAAUAUUUUAUAUUUAAAUGAUUUGUUAUAAUUUUGUAAUAAAUAUUAAAACAUCA
Molecule: messenger RNA, 1631 nt
Organism: Liolophura sinensis
Lineage: Eukaryota; Metazoa; Mollusca; Polyplacophora; Chitonida; Chitonidae
Product: cdc42 homolog
Exons: 3
Coding region: 55-732 (225 amino acids)
Biological process (GO): small GTPase-mediated signal transduction
Molecular function (GO): GTPase activity; GTP binding
Source: RefSeq, a predicted model, not a curated record